CGUCGCUUCACGCAGCAGCGCAGCGCAGCGCAGAGCGAGCGGAGCAGCAGCAGCAACAACAGCAUGGCGCAGGGUCGCGUGUUCUUGAUCACGGGGGGCUGCGGGUUCCUCGGGAAGCAUCUGCUGGAGGUUUUGCUGGAGAAGGAGGACGAACUGGCGGAGAUCCGGGUGUUCGACAAACACAUCGACCACAGUUUAAAGGGACUGAGCACAGAGCGGACGAAGGUGGAGCUGGUUCAGGGGGACAUCACGGACUACGGCAGCGUGUUGGAGGCCUCGCGUGGAGCCGACGUCGUCAUCCACGCGGCCAGUUUGGUGGACGUGUGGCACAGAGUCCCAGAAACCCUCAUCGACUUGGUCAACGUCAAAGGAACAGAGAAUGUGGUCAACGCCUGCGUGGAGUGCGGCAUCCAGUGCCUGGUUUACACCAGCAGCAUGGAGGUGGUCGGGCCCAACGUCAGUGGAGAACCUUUUAUCAGGGGGAAUGAGGAUACGCCGUACGACUCCAAGCACAGCAUGGCCUACCCUAAGAGCAAGGCCAAGGCAGAGAAGAUCGUCCUGGAAGCCAACGGCACCGAGGUGAAAGGUGGGAAGCGCUUGUACACGUGCUCGCUGAGGCCGACGGGCAUCUACGGCGAGGGCCACCAGCUGAUUAAGGACUUCUACACGCUGGCCGUGGACAGGGGAGGCCUGGUGAUCGGGGGGGUGCCGGAACACGCCGAGCACGGCCGCGUCUAUGCAGGCAACGUGGCUUGGAUGCACGUGCUCGCAGCCCGGGCCCUGCGCGAGCGCCCGCAGACGGUGGGAGGCGAGGCCUUCUUCUGCUACGACGACUCGCCGUACAAGAACUACGAGGACUUCAACAUGACCCUCCUCUCCUCGUGUAACUUCCGCAAGGUCCGCCUGCCCUGGCUGAUGCUCUGGUUCCUGGCCAUGUUCAACGACAUCGUGCGCUGGAUUGUGAGCCCUGUGUAUAACUACACGCCGCUGCUGAACUGCUACACCCUCGCCGUGGCCGUGACGUCCUUCACGGUGAAAACGGACAAGGCGCUGCGUUACUUCCAGUACCGUCCCCUGUAUGACUGGGAUCAGUGUUUGUCUCGCACGAAGAAAUGGGUUGAAACGUUUGCACUGGAGGACCACAAAAACUCUUAAUGUCACCUCCGGUAGACACACGGGAGUGGUGUCAGUGAUUUAAGCUUAGCCUUUAAACCCGUGAGCCUAGCAAUAAGAUUCAAACAUCCUACACUCAUGCAUAGAUUAUAUAGACUACCUGUUAUUACAUGUGAUUACCUGAGAACAGACUUCCACUGGACUGCAGUAUUUCUUUAAUUAAAUUGUAUUUUGCGUCUCCGACAGUAAAGGUGUCAUAUGAAAAAUAAUUUAUUUACGUCAUUAGAUGGAUAUAAAUGUUGGUGUGUAGUGAUAUGAAGAAGUCAACACCUGGAGCCGUGAAGUGUUGCUCGGGCCUGAGCUGCAGAAGUCCGAUAUCCCAGCAGAUCUAUUUCUAUUGGAUCUGCUUGGCCUUUGUGUUCUUAUUUUACAGUUGUUUGAGAUUGUUCUAUAGUGUUAAACAUUCAAUUACAUAUUGUAUAAUUUUAGUAUUAUUAUUAUUAUGUAAAUAAUGACGACUAUAAACACAGUUUAUAGGCAUUUACUACCUGCAUAGACAUGUGCUUGUAUUCCUGUUGUGUUCUGUAUAAUUUAUAUAAUUUAAUUGCAUGCAUUACAGUGCAAUACAUAAUUUUUUUUAAAUUCUUGUAUAAUUUGUAAUAAAAGAUUUUUUAAAGAUG
Messenger RNA from Betta splendens (Siamese fighting fish), 1793 nucleotides. It is a transcript of the gene hsd3b7, whose product is annotated as hydroxy-delta-5-steroid dehydrogenase, 3 beta- and steroid delta-isomerase. Lineage: Eukaryota; Metazoa; Chordata; Actinopteri; Anabantiformes; Osphronemidae. The coding region runs from base 64 to 1155 and encodes 363 amino acids. The transcript is spliced from 6 exons. The record is from RefSeq and is a predicted model, not a curated record. Gene Ontology annotation, biological process: steroid biosynthetic process. Gene Ontology annotation, molecular function: 3-beta-hydroxy-Delta5-steroid dehydrogenase (NAD+) activity.